This is a messenger RNA of Dentiscutata erythropus, 628 nucleotides long. The record is from the annotation of a GenBank genome assembly. NCBI's taxonomy places the organism in Eukaryota, Fungi, Glomeromycota, Glomeromycetes, Diversisporales, Gigasporaceae.
CAAUAUUGAAUGGAACAAUUCACUCAGCUUUGGUUGUAUUGUUGAUCGAAAUUCUGAUAUAAUUUUUGGAAAGUUGGCAGAAGAGCAAAAGAAGAAUUUGAGAGAAAUCAUAAAUUUGGCAUAUGAUCAAUACGAAAUAAGCCCCAUUAUUUCCGAAUUGAUUAAAGAAAAUGAUGAGGAGUUUGAAGACAUAUGCGUGAUGCAUACUCAGUCUGACAUAUCUGGUGCUACUUUAACGAUGAAAACAAGGCUGAAAACACAGAGGAGACAUAUAUGCUAUGGGCAUGUACAUUUUUAUGAUAAGGAAGAGACUUCCUGCUUUUACUAUGGAUUGGCUAAUAAACCACCAGAAACUGGUCCUUCUGAUAGAGAUGUUAUAUUUAUCAAACUUAAAAUUAUUUGGGCCAAAAAGGUCUCUGAGGCAUCCCAACAUUGGAUGGAUAAUUCUGGAGAAAUCAGAAUUGGACACAACCCCAAUUUUCAUGUGAAGUCUCCACUGAUUGCUGGUGAAGUGGAAAUCUGUCUCAUGGAGGCCUCACAUGUUCUCCCGACUGUUGAUCAAGCUUAUGAAAGAUGCUCAUGUGGGACUGGCUUAUUGUUUACUGAUUGGAUCUCAAAAAAUAUUUGA